ACACAGUUUCUAGUUACACCCUAAUUUCAUAUGAAUGGGAAAGGAAGUGAUAUAGCAUGAGUUAUCGUUAUUUGUGCAUCUCUGCAUGUAGUUUCUCUAAUAUAUGGACAUAGCACAUACACAUUCUCGUAAGGUUUAAGUCUCGUAUUGGGUCGGAACAGGUACGAAGAUUAUCUGUCUUGAAUGAAAAGGCAGCAGACUCCUGAAUUACUGGAUAGCCCGAGCUAAUUAACGGUGCCAACAAAUAACUACCAAGCCGGAAUAAUGCUGCAGGAAAUUCUUGCAUUACCAGUUGAAGACAAAAUAUUUUACGCUGUCCUGGUCUUCUCAUGGACGGUGUAUAUUUGGGAGGCCUACCUCGCCUAUAGACAGAGGAAGAUCUACAGGACAACAAUGCAUGUGCCCACUGAGCUGGGCAAGAUAAUGGAUUCAGAGACUUUUGAAAAAUCUCGCCUCUAUCAGCUGGACAAGAGCAACUUUGGCUUCUGGUCUGGACUCUACUCUGAGGCAGAGGGCACGCUGAUACUGCUCCUGGGAGGAAUUCCAUUCCUUUGGAAAGUGUCAGGGAAUCUCACAGCUCGUUUUGGUUUUGGUCCAGAGUACGAGAUCUCCCAUUCGUUGGCGUUCCUGAUGCUAGCGACACUCUUUAGUGCUUUCACUGGCCUUCCCUGGAGCCUCUAUAACACUUUUGUUAUUGAGGAGAAGCAUGGAUUCAACCAGCAGACGCUGGGUUUCUUUCUGAAAGACGCUCUCAAGAAGUUUGCUGUGACUCAGUGUAUUUUGUUGCCAGUGACAUCAUUACUCCUCUACAUCAUCAAGAUAGGUGGUGAUUACUUCUUCAUCUACGCCUGGCUCUUCACACUCAUCGUCUCACUGAUUCUGGUGACUAUCUACGCAGACUACAUCGCCCCUCUGUUUGAUAAGUUCACUCCAUUGCCAGAUGGAGAGCUGAAGAGUGAGAUUGAGAGCAUGGCGAAAUCCAUCUACUUCCCCCUCACCAAGGUCUAUGUAGUAGAAGGUUCAAAGAGAUCUUCCCACAGUAAUGCCUACUUCUAUGGUUUCUUCAAAAAUAAGCGCAUUGUGCUAUUUGACACUCUUUUGGAGGACUACUCCCCUUUAAAUAAAUCUGGAGAGAAAGAGCCAGGAACGGUAGAGGAGAAUGAGGCGGUGGCCAAUGAAAGCAAGUCCAAACCAAAGAACAAGAAACAGGGCUGCAGUAACCCUGAGGUUCUGGCCGUUCUUGGACAUGAACUGGGACAUUGGAAACUAGGCCACACAGUCAAGAACAUUGUCAUCAGCCAGAUGAACUCCUUCCUGUGUUUCUUCCUCUUUGCUGUGCUGAUUGGUCAAAAAGAGCUCUUCAUGGCAUUUGGUUUUCAUGACACCCAACCUACUCUUAUCGGGCUGAUGAUCAUCUUUCAGUUUAUCUUCUCACCUUACAAUGAGUUGCUGUCGUUCUGUCUGACAGUGUUGAGCCGAAGGUUCGAGUUUCAGGCAGAUGCAUUUGCGCGCAGUAUGGGCCGAUCGUCUGAGCUGUACUCCGCUCUCAUCAAGCUCAAUAAAGACAACCUGGGCUUUCCUGUAGCAGAUUGGCUGUUCUCUAUGUGGCAUUACUCCCAUCCUCCCCUGCUAGAGCGGCUCAGAGCCCUCACUGGCCCCAAGCAAGACUGACAGCUUAGCCAGGGGGGGCCACGUUCACCACUCGCUCCCCCGAGAAGGGGUCUCCGCCGGCCUCUGUUGGCCCUCUGAUAUCAAUGCCUAUUUCUCUCUCCUUCCCUAUCUUUUAUUUCUAUUCCUCUUUCUAAGUGUUUGGGUUUUGUGAUUUGUUUAUCACCCUGGAAGGAAGUCUAAAUUGUUUUCAGAUGGCCUCAGACAAUUCAGUGUACAAGAUAUUAAGUUGUGCGUUCCGUAUGCCUUUUGAAAUUUUUCUUGAUAUGAUUUUGAUAGUUUUAAUUCGAUUGUACAUUUUAGCUGUGAAUUGCCCCUCCUGUUCUUUAGAACCAUGCAUUUCCACUUUGAUUUAGUGUAAUCCACUUGGACUGUGAGAGAGAGGAGGUUAAAACAUUUCAGAGGGGAAUGAGGAUUGUCUGCAGUAUAAUGAAGCACAUGGUUCAAAUGACAGAUGUUAUGCGAGACCGCUAUUCUUAACUUGUAUGGCUCAAUAAGGCCUACUAAAAUGUCUAUUCCAAUUUUAGUUCUUUUGACAACCUUUUGAAAUAAUUUAGUUUUUUUGUUUUACUUUUAUAACCAAAAAAGGGUUUGAGCGUUUGUGUAAAUAAAUAUUUUUUUGUGAAAUAAAAGCAACAUACAAGGGCAAAGGUGA
Rhinichthys klamathensis goyatoka is the source of this 2323-nucleotide messenger RNA. RefSeq names its product zinc metallopeptidase, STE24 homolog (gene zmpste24). Gene Ontology annotation, cellular component: endoplasmic reticulum membrane. Gene Ontology annotation, molecular function: metalloendopeptidase activity. The coding region runs from base 265 to 1671 and encodes 468 amino acids. Lineage: Eukaryota; Metazoa; Chordata; Actinopteri; Cypriniformes; Leuciscidae. Gene Ontology annotation, biological process: CAAX-box protein processing. The record is from RefSeq and is a predicted model, not a curated record. The transcript has 10 exons.